This is a messenger RNA of Blastomyces gilchristii SLH14081, 2495 nucleotides long. Its product is annotated as glycosyl transferase. The coding region runs from base 1686 to 1958 and encodes 90 amino acids. The transcript has a single exon. The record is from RefSeq and is a predicted model, not a curated record. NCBI's taxonomy places the organism in Eukaryota, Fungi, Ascomycota, Eurotiomycetes, Onygenales, Ajellomycetaceae.
UUAUUGUAUGGACAUUAUUACACACUAUCGCACAACUCGAAGGCUGCUUGAGCAGAUCCAGGUUGUGAACUGUCUGCAAAGGCAAUCAUCAUCGAUAAUACAGAGAGCCCUUUGAAAUACUUAGCCUCUGACAACUAUUUCUGCGCUUAUGUUGUUGCUCUUUGAAACAUUCGUAACCAGCGACAUUCAUCUUCCAACGGAGUCUUGGGCGGUAACUCUGUGCACCGCUUUUCUUUUGACUUCUUCACAGAAUCUUUGUGGAAGUGGUGGACAUACAUACAUACUAUUAACUACAUAAGAGGGAAAUCACAACAUAGCCGCAAAUGAAGCGCUGGGCAGGUUGCAUUUUGAAAUCCAGAGCAAUAGAGUGCUCGUGCUCGUUAAGUUACGACUGCCAACCUACUCAGCUCGAUCACAGCUACACCAGCAGACCACAAGAUUGAAGCCAGGUUCAGAUGAUAUAGAAUUGGAGCCGGUUCCUAGAGAACAACUCCAUGCCAAAAUCUCUCUAUAUCCUUUAUCAAGCACCGUAGGGCCGCUUGUUCUCUAUGAGCAUUCUCAAAAGAGACUCACUCCAUGGCAAAUCUGCACAUCAAAAGGGUUUAACAGCCAAUGCCGUAUUGGAAGAGCCUGGGCUGGCCUUGUGCGGUGCCUGACAGCGGGUAAGCUCUUCUGGCUGAGAGUCAAGUACUUAUCCCGCGCCGCGUUACCUUCGAUGUCCGCACAAGUCAAAGGCUAAUCUGAUCUAUUAGAGUCUUUGCAUAUCAAUCUCGCCGAGUUGAAAUUGGCACCAAUUUCUCACCUCCAUGGCAGCACCCUGAGACCCAAAACCCGUGUCAAGACGGACCCGUGUUCGUAUUAUGAGUGCCGGCAGGUUGUUUGAAUAAUGAUGUAAGAAACAUUUCCUAAUUUCUCUUUAACUGACUUUUCUUUUCCUUUUGCUGUUGCUCUUCUUUUUUGGUUUUGUACUGUACAUUGUUUUGUCGCAGUUUCUCGCCGCAUAUGUGCUUUCAACGCUCCCUUGCGCCGUACACACUUGUCCCAGGAAUCCAGGGUCGAUAUUAGCGCGCAUAUGGUCGAGGGCUGCAGAUCCAUGUUCCUCGUAAAACAAUUCCCCCUGUUCAGAAUCCGUGUUCUCACGGCCCUCAUCCUAUGCGCUGCUUUCUUCGUCUUCUACUUUCAGAGGGCAGCUAUUGUUCUUGCGGUCGUCUCAUAUUGGCAACUACCUUGACGAUAUAUCCUCGUCAUUCUUUAUCCCCAAGAAAAUCCGGUAUAAACUCGAUCCAAGAGGCAUAAGUCCCGAAAUUCGGAAUUGGGCAGACAGUUGUUCAUCCAAAACCCCUACCUUCACCAGAGAAUUCCUGACCGAUACAUCUGCGGACGAGUGCGUCAAAACACACUUUUCCCACCUCCCGGACCUUGUCGAGACCUAUCUCUCCCUCCCAGUUUCCAUCCUCAAAGCGGAUCUACUCCGCUAGCUCCUCCUUCUUGUCGAGGGCGGGAUCUGGAGUGAUCUCGGCGUCUCCUACGAGGACACUUCGAUUUACGGAUGGAUACCCGAACAAUUUAAGCAAGAUGCAAACCUCGUCGUUGGCUUAGAAUUCGAUGUGGGAUGGGAUAGCGACUUUCCCCGCCUAUUCGCCAGCUGGACUGUUUUAGCUAGACCCGGUUCUCGCCACCUGCAGAUGGUUAUCGAUGAUAUUUUAAAUGAGAUCAAAGCGACAAAGGAGAAGUAUAACCUUACCAGCACAUCAGAGCUGCAGUUGGGGAUGGUGGACGAUGUGGUAGAUUAUACGGGCUCCAGAAGGUUGACGGCAGGUGUACUUAGGAGUCUUAGCGAGCAGCUAGGUGAGAUGGUGGACAGCAGGAAUGUGUCCCGUCUUCCUGAGCCCGAAAUUGAUAGAGGAUGUCUUGAUUUUGCCGCGGUACGCUUUUGCCCUUUCAGCCAACAAUUAUAAGGGUGUGAAAUGGCCGGACGGAACGGGGGAACGGAUUUUGUGCCUGGGCCGCCGUUGGUGACACACCAUUAUGCAGGUACUUGGAAAAGUCCCUAUGGUGGGGAAGUUGUAUGAUUUGCCAAUAUAUCUCCAUUUGGGAGUAGAAUUGUUACAUAGUAGAUAUUUUUGCCGCGGUUAUGCUUCUCAUGAAAGAUGAUUGAUGCAUGGAGAUUAUAAAUACGUACUUACAAGGCCUAUCUACACAUGAGACACAUGUGCAUAAAAAUCCCAGUCUUAAGGGUUAAUUUUGGGACAAGCUGGAGGACUAUGGAUUGCGGGUGUGAGUUUGUAUCAAUAACGAGACCACUGAGACGAUAUGACCAUACACUAACAUUGAUUGAGGUCAAUCGCCAAUAGAUCUAGUUAACAGGUGAGAUAUUGAUAGCAUUUCCAUAGAAAGAGACUAUCGCUUUGGCGAUCAUUUAUAAACGAUGAUUGAUAUCGGUUAAAUAAUUCCUCUAUUCUAGGCUACACAGAGAUAAAAAUUUGUAGAUGCAU